CAGGAAAGACCAGAUGUCACCCGAGGCUUAAAUUGGUCGGUCGAGCUUGUGGCUAGAGCAACCACAAAAAUGCCACAGAAAACCAAAAUCCCUCCGAGAUAACACCGAAUAAUUUGUUUCAAUUCCCCCUCAGACUUCAUAAUACAUCACACUUCUCAAUUCUGUCGUGAAGAAAUAUUCGACCACCUUGGACCGGUAACAUUGUAUCAAGCAGGCACAAGAAUGGAUAAACUUACUGAAGAGCAAAUUCAAGAGUACAGAGAUGCAUUUCAACACUUUGACAAGGACAGCAGUGGUUUCAUUACCACCAAAGAAUUAGGAAAUGCCAUGCGCUCUCUUGGCGAAAAUCCACGCGAAGAAGACCUACAGAUGAUGAUUAACAGCGUGGACAUUGAUGGAAAUGGUCAGAUGGAUUUUGAGGAAUUUGUCAAAUUGAUGGUGGCAAAAAAUCAGUUUUCUUUCAACGAGGAGGAAGCCAAAGAAGCAUUUCAUAUAUUUGAUCGCGACUGCCGAGGCUUUGUGAUGUCGGAUGAACUACGACAAGUCUUUCAGACCCUUGAGGAAAAGAUUCCGGAUCAUGAAAUCAAUGAUAUGUUACAAGAUCAAAAGCAUCAGUUUCAGAGGAAGAUAACUUUUGAUGAUUUUUUUCAAAUGACCAAAGAAGGUGUCUGCCCUAAGGAGUCCAAGCAAAAGGAGAAAGAGCCUGCUCGCCCAAAAUAUGCACGGAGACGGCAAAAGUUUUAUAUCUACAGCUAAACCCUUUGGUGAUGGUACUGUUUGUGUUAUGCGAUGGGAUCUGUUUUGUUCAAAUAAUUUUGUCAGCUCUUCCAGUAAACCUUUAACGCUCUUGUAUGAAGCAAAGAUGGAAUUAUUUAAAAACCUUCUUCGCAUGCGUUCAUAUACAUUCAAUACGUGACGUGAUUCUUCUUAAGUAAUCUUAAAAUCCCAACUCUCGUACCAUUUCCGAAGCCACCAGCGCGAUUGAGAGAAAAUCGAUUUGUACUCACGUAAACAUGCCAUUUCUAAGAUGAGUAUAUGUCGCAUAAAUCCAAAGAAACUGAAUUGCUCGAGUCUAAGAAAACUUCUUAGGAAUUCUCUUUCGUAUGACCUAUGAAUGGGAAAUCACGCUCAUUUAACUUUCCACUGCUGUACUGUAACGUAAUGAUCUACGGGAAGUCCGUGAUAAAGGUUGAAGUCCGUGAUAAAGCGUGAAGAUUGUGCUGAUCAUGACGUCAUGAUUAUUGUUAUCUAGGAUGUUGUGGACAUUUUUCUCUACUCAAGAUGACAAUGAUUCAAGUAUACGGUUAUCGAUAUAUUUCUCCUUUCUUUAUAUAUGCCUUUACUGGAUAUUGCCUAUAAACACUUUUUUUUAAGAAACUGUGCCUGUAAGUUAAAUAAGGUAUCUAUCCUUAAACUUGAAAAAUUACCAUUAUCAGUUGAUAUAUGCUUCAAUACACUGUAUGUAAACCGUUUUUGAUAAACCAGAGACCACAGUGCUGUGCUCAAAAGUUAAUUAGAGUUGUGGCUCCUUUAAUCGAGUCUUUAUCCUAAAUGACAAGUAUUUACUGUGAGUACUGUUCGUUCCAUCCAGAAAAUUAAAUAAAGUUUGCAUACUAUAAAACUGUAAUAGCAAAAAAUCUUACACUUGUCCUAAUCAAAGGUAAAGUAUUCAAACUGACGUAACU
Molecule: messenger RNA, 1685 nt
Organism: Pocillopora verrucosa
Lineage: Eukaryota; Metazoa; Cnidaria; Anthozoa; Scleractinia; Pocilloporidae
Source: RefSeq, a predicted model, not a curated record